UUCCUCUACCCGCAGGCCAUCGCUUGCAUAUUAGUGCAAUGCGCCCUCACUCAAAACUACGAUAAGGAGAAUCGCCGCCUUAUUCUGCAAAUUAAAGACCAAAAAACGACCAAUCAACAAUACUAUUCGUCAAAUUUUGAUACCAAUGCUUACCGUUAUGGCUAUGAUAUCGGUAAGACGGGCAACUUUCAUCACGAGACCCGCGGUCCCGACGGCGUUACCUAUGGUUGUUAUGGUUACGUUGAUCCCAAUCACGUAUUACGUGCAACACAUUAUGUUGCCGAUACACACGGUUAUCGUACCGUUGAACCAAAGAAACCGGUCGAGGUGUAUCCGGUGUAUGGCGAGGGGGGCCAUGGUGUGAUUUUGCAAUGGGAUGAGCUAUACUUCCCCAUAGGCUGCGGCAAGUUCGAGGGUGGCGCACGACCAGAAUUUCCAGUAUUACAUUUCGGUGAUAAGAGUAAGCCCAGUGGUUUUACGCCAGGCUUCUCACUUUCUAACGCAGCAGGCGUACAAAAAGGUUCAGCCAUACUCAGUCCAUCACGUUAUGCCGAUCGUGAGCGCAUACCAGCACCUUCAGCGCAUGUUGUGGCCACUGUGCGACCCGGCACCAAUGGUCCUUAUCCUGGUGAUAAUGGCGACGGUAAAUAUUAUGGUGGUAAUGGACAAUAUAAUAGCGGCAGCGGUCCAAAUAUUCCUGCCACCGGCCCAAAUAUUGCUGGUAUCGAACCAUAUGAUAGUGGAAGUGGCCAAUACAAUGGCGAGAACGGCCAGAAUAAUGGUGGAAAUGCACCAUAUAGCGGCGGAAACAGUGACAAAUAUGGAGGCGGCCAAUAUCCUAGUGGAUCAUCGGGCUCAGGUGGCCAAUAUCCUAGCGGAUCAUCGGGCUCAGGUAGCCAAUAUCCUAGCGGAUCGUCGGGCUCAGGUGGCCAAUAUCCUAGCGGUACGUCGAGCUCAGGUAGUAAAUAUCCUAGUGGUUCGUCGAGUUCAGAUGGUAAAUAUCCUAGCGGAUCGUCGAGUUCAGAUGGUAAAUAUCCCAGCGGAUCAUCGAGUUCAGGUGGCCAAUAUCCUAGCGGAUCAUCGAUUUCAGGUGGCCAAUAUACUGGCGGAUCGUCGAACUUAGGUGGCCAAUAUUCCAGCGGAUCGUCGGGCUUAGGUGGAGGCGCAGGCGCUGAUGGCAGAGGCAACGAUAAUGGAGGCAGAGGAAGCGGCGGUGGAGCCGCUGGCAGCGGAGAUGGCGAUAGAGGAGGAGCUUACAGGCCCGGACCGCUUGGAGGAGUAGGUCCGGGCGGCCCAGGAGGGCCGGGUGCAUUGGCAUACGUACACACCGGCUCUCCUGGGGGUCCGGAUGGAGCAGAAAAUGGUAAUUAUGAAGGUUUUGAUGGUCGUUAUAAAGGUAUUAAAGAAGGUCAAUAUGUCCCGGACAAUUCGGGAAAAUAUGUUCACAUUGAAGGUCCAACUGGUCCACCAGCUCCACCAUAUGUGCAUAUAGAGGGACCCGACGGCGGCUUCGGCGGUAACGGCGGCUUUGGCGGCGUUGGCGGCAGAGGCGAUGGCGGCGGUGUCGGACCAGGCGGCCCAGGCGGACCUAAGGGACCCGGCGGUCCGAAGGGACCUGGCGGCCCAAAGGGACCACCCGGCCCACCUGGUCCACCAGGACCACCAGGACCAUUCGGCCCUACUGGACCCGGCCCUAAGGGACCAUUCGGCCCACCCGGUCCACCCGGCCCAACUCGUCCCGGCCCAGGCGGCCCACCCGGACCACCAGGCCCACCCGGACCCACACGUCCCGGUCCAGGCGGUCCAGGCGGUCCACCCGGACCCACACGUCCCGGUCCAGGCGGUCCACCUGGACCACCAGGCCCAUCUCGCCCAGGCGUAGCAGGACCAUACGGCCCAACACGUCCCGGCCCACCAGGACCACCAGGACCACCAGGACCCGAUCGUCCAGGCCAACCCGGACCACAAUCACCAUACCAACCAUUGAGACCUGGCGCACCAAGUGAUCCAAGGGAUUCGAAUAAGAAUACACCCGGCUACUUGCCACCUGUCUCGAAAACUGGUAAAAUAACGCAACCAUUUAAAUCAUCAUCAUUAGUUGUAGAAGGUGGUGAGAUACCCACGAAAACCACACAAACCACCACUACAUCUUUUGUGCCAAAUUAUGGUAACAAUAAUGAUUAUGCACAAAAGAAGGUCACCACAACCACUACUAGCACCAAUACUAAUACUAAUACACAAUUUAAUAAUAAUAGCAAUAAUGUUAAAACUCCAUUAACCUAUAUUCCUCCUUCUUCUCCCCCCUCUCCUCCCAAAAAACUCACCACCACCACCACCACCACUACUACGACCAACACGAAUACCAAUACGAAUACGAAUAAUCCGCCAACAUCUUAUCAACAAACCAAUAAAUACUUACCACCGAAUCGCGGACCUUUAACGGAUACUUUCAACCGACAGCAAAGCUCGGUUGAGAAGCAACAACCGCACAAGACUAUAACUACAACAACUACGACAAAUACAAAUACAAACAACGGCAAUAAAUACGGACAAAACUUUGACACGAACGCGUACCAGCAACAAAACCAAAAGACGGUGGAAAAGGUAACAACAACAACAAGCACUUUUGAUACCAAUAAGAAUACAUACACAAACACGGGACAGAAGUUCAACAGCAACAUUGGAGGCGGUGGCUCUGGUAGCGUCAGCCAAACUCCGGGAUACCAAAUUGGUCAGAAAAUAACUACCACAACGACUGGUACAAAUACAUUUGGACAAAUUCCCGGUUUCUAUAAUGGACAGAAAGUUAACGAUAAAGUAGUCGAAAAAAUCACUACUACAAUAAACGACGGCCGAGUGCCCGGUUAUCAGACCGGUCAGAAAGUUGUUGAAAAAGUGACCACCAAAUACGAGACCAAUCGACAACCGGAGCGAAAUGUUGUGACCAAUACGAAUACCAACUACCAAACGCCACGCCCCACUUUUCCACCAACAGAACUGAAUAACGAACGACAGUGUUCCUGCGAAGCAGAUAGAAUACAUUCAUCCAAACAACAACAAACCACAACCACUUCCUUUGGUAAACCGGCGUCGAAUAGUAAUCAAUUUAGUCAUCAACAACAGUUCCAAACCACAACAAUUGCAGGCGGUCAAGCCAGCUUUGGUGGUAUAACCAACGCAAUGUCACUGUUACAACAAUUACCAGUCUUUCCACAAGCGCCCGGUUAUGCAGCAUCCUAUGCACCGGAAAAUAUACCCAAAGGUGCAAUUAUAGCAUUCAUGCCGGUAAUUAUUUUGCCACAAUCGGCUUAUGAGCAAUGCGACAACAACAAUGCCAUACACGCGAAUGACAGAUAUCAACAACAAAAUGUCGAUCCCUUCCCAUUGGGUGUGCAGCCGGCGCCCAUACCGUUCAGCUUCAGCCAGAUUACGGGUGGCGCACGCAAAGAUCAGUGCAUGUGCCCAUGCUCCUGUACACAGAACAUACCAGAUAAGUUCCAUAAGAAACGUGACAUUGACGCAACGGAAGGACUGAAUGCAACGGCAACGGACGUGGGUGAGAAAGAGAGUGCUGCUAGUGCGAAAUCGAGCGAUGAUAGUGAAAAGGAGACGCUUGUGGCGAAAGCGACGGAAGCAUUAGAUAUCGAAGCGUUAAAGGCGGUAGAGAAGGACGAUGAAAAGGAAGUGAGUAAGAGCGCAGAAAAAGAGACGAAAACAGCGGUAAAAGGAGAUAACAAUAAAAGUGACCUUGUUGAGGCGGCAGCGACGCCGGUGACGUCGACAGCAGCCAAGGUUGGCGAAUCGGCGGCGCAGGAAGAAGUUAAAAUCGAGAAGAGUGAGAAGAUCGAAACGCCAACCGAAACAGUGGUCGAAGUGGAAAAGAAAGACUAAAACGACACAGUGACGUUAACAUAACGAACAGAACGACGACGAUACGAAUAAAAAAAAUUGUCAUCUCCAUAUAAAUCAUGCAAGAAAUUUUAUUCAAAUCAAGGAUGACAUUAACAAGAUAUCUGAGGAUAUACAUGAAUGAAAUCAACGUCGUCCGUUAAAAAUUUUAUAUACAUAAAAAAACAACGUCAACAACACGACAGCCACCAACGUUCCGUUCCCGUUCCUGUUCCCGUUCCUGUUCCCGUUCCUGUUCCUGUUCCCGUCCCGUCCCAUCCUGUACACCCGAAAUACGCUUGUUUCUUUUUGCUCAACCGUCAAUACAAAUGCUGUUGAAAGCAUUUCGAUAGUUGUGUACGUGUUCCUGCUACCGAUCGUGCAAGCGUAUUUGGCAGCUGUUUCACUUCCUUACCAGCAUCCUAGUGCAGUGAUAACUCCCGCAUCCUUAUCGCAAUCCUGUCCAACACAAAUGGUUUCCACAUCCUUACGGCAAUCGAUCGUCAAUCCUCAAACAUCCGGAAUCCUUAUCCUAACGCCGACGUACCGAGUAUAUCCUGUUCCUAAUUCCAAUCCUGCUCCCGAUAUCCAGUUGCCGCUUUUGUGUUCAUGUCUUUACGAUGUUAAAAAAAAAAA
Rhagoletis pomonella (apple maggot) is the source of this 4524-nucleotide messenger RNA. RefSeq names its product mucin-19. NCBI's taxonomy places the organism in Eukaryota, Metazoa, Arthropoda, Insecta, Diptera, Tephritidae. The annotation marks the transcript as partial. The transcript is spliced from 6 exons. The record is from RefSeq and is a predicted model, not a curated record.